CAACAUAACUAUCAGGCCCCGGGUGCUACGCAACACACUGCCCACGCUGCUGUAGCUUCUACGGGAGUGGAUGCAGGUGUAAUGACAGCGGUAAGCUGGGUGAACGUAGCGUCUCAGGCCUCUCCGAGGCCGUGGUCAGACAACAGGACCACCCCAUUCCAACGGACAGGGAAGACCCCUGAUCAGAGAAACUACUCGCAGCAGGACUUCCAUGCAGGGUACUCAGGGGGGCGUGUCUGUUCUAACCCCACCCCCGCAGACAGCAACUGUGGUCUGCGGCAGAGACGGCUCCAGCCCGGACUGGGCCCUGGGACGGUGCUUGCUCCUGAGCCCCUCUACUUUGAGGAUGAGGAUGAGUUUCCAGAGCUGGUCUCAGGAGGGGCACAGAGGAACAUCAAACCAGACCCUAACCCUUCCCAGAACCAACACCAGUCCAAACUAACCAAGAACCUGCUGGAUAACCUUCCAGAGAACUCUCCCAUCAACAUCGUCCAGACCCCCAUCCCCAUCACCACCUCCGUCCCCAAGAGGGCCAAGAGUCAGAGGAAGAAGGCCCUGGCCGCUGCCCUGGCUACAGCACAGGAGUACUCUGAGAUCAGCAUGGAGCAGAGGAAACUACAGGAGGCACUGACCAAAGCAGCAGGGAAGAAGAGUAAGACUCCAGUCCAGUUGGACCUGGGAGACAUGCUGGCUGCUCUGGAGAAACAGCAGCAGGCCAUGAAGGCUCGACAAAUAACCAAUACUAAACCACUGUCCUUCACAGUGGGUACAGCAGCCCCGUUCCAUGGUGCCGGGCCGGGAGCAGGGUCAGGUAUAGUAUCAAUGUUGAAGGCCCAGCAGGCCCACUCUGCCCCCCUCAACAUGCUGGACUCCAGCGCUCCACGCCUGAAGAGAGGGAAGGAGAGAGAGAUCCCUAAAGUCAAACGACCCACCGCCCUGAAGAAGAUCAUUCUGAAGGAGCGUGAGGGGAAGAGGGGGAAGGGGUGUGUGGAUCAGAUUGCUACCAGCCAGGAAGAACAGGGAGAAGAUGAGCUACACUUCACUGACGACCUCACACGGGAACCUGCCUCUCAGGAGGAGAACGGUCUGAGCGUGCCCAGUGAUGACGCGUCCCUGUCCCCGGCCAGUCAGAACUCUCCGUACAGCAUCACGCCUGUUUCCCAGGGAUCCCCUGGCUCCUCCGGCAUCGGCAGCCCCAUGGCCUCUAACGCCAUCACCAAGAUACACAGCCGCCGCUUCAGAGAGUACUGUAAUCAGGUGUUGAAUAAGGAGAUAGAUGAGAGUGUGACGAUGCUGCUGCAGGAACUGGUCCGGUUCCAGGAGAGGGUUUAUCAGAAGGACCCCAGCAAAGCCAAGACCAAACGCAGACUGGUCAUGGGCCUUAGAGAGGUCACCAAACACAUGAAGCUCCACAAGAUCAAGUGUGUCCUCAUCUCACCCAACUGUGAGAAGAUCCAGGCCAAAGGGGGUCUAGAUGAGGCUCUGUACAACGUCAUAGCCAUGGCCAGAGAACAGGAGAUCCCGUUUGUGUUUGCUCUGGGUAGGAAGGCUCUCGGACGCUGUGUCAACAAACUGGUGCCGGUCAGUGUGGUGGGCGUCUUCAACUUCUCUGGAGCAGAGGGUCUGUUUAACCGGUUAGUGUCUCUGACGGAGGAUGCUCGUAAGUCCUACAAGGACAUGGUGUCAGCGCUGGAGCAGGAGCAGGCUGAGGAGGCGCUGAAGAACGUCAAGAAGGUCACCCACCACAUGGGCCACUCCAGGAACCCCUCCGCUGCCUCUGCCAUCUCCUUCUGCUCUGUCAUCUCUGAACCCAUCUCUGAGGUCAACGAGAAGGAGUACGAGACCAACUGGAGGAGCAUGGUGGAGUCGUCAGAUGGGCUGGAGCCUGUGGAGGCUAAACCCAGCCAUCCUGCUGCUUCCUCUGGGUUGCAGAGAGACAACCAGCCCCCCUCCACCACCACCAACCGCAGCCCUUACUCCACUACCCUCCAGCUCAGAGCAGCCGUCCCUGCUCCAGGCUCAGGCCCGGGGGAGAGAGAGGAGGGCCGGGCAGACGACCGCUUGGAGCUGGCCUCCCAGCAGAGCACGGAGACAGGCAGUUUGGAUGGGAGCUGCAGGGACCUCCUCAACUCCUCCAUCACCUCCACCACCUCCACCCUAGUCCCCGGUAUGCUGGAGGAGGCAGAGGAAGAGGAGGAGGAGGAGGAAGAGUACACACCAGAGCCCAUCUCUGUGGAGGUGCCUGCGGUCAUCAGCCGUAUUGAGUGCUGGGUGUCUAAGACACUUGAGAACCUUCAGCUGGGGAAGAGCCAGGACAGCACAGAGGAGGAUGAGGAAGAGGAGGAGGAGGAGGAGGGGGGAGUGCAGAGUGAGGAGGAAGAGGAGUUGGAUUCUGCUGAUGUCACAGAGACUGGGCUGGAGAGGACGGAGAAGAUGGUGGCCAAUAAUAUCACUGGCUGAUUAGACCUCAUUCAUCCCUCUCUCUGUCUUUCUUUUUUUUGUUUCUCGCUAAGUUCGCUCUGUGUACACUCCAUCACUUGUCUUCCUCGCUCCCCCCCUCUCACCUGUUCCCCUAACCUGUACUCUUUCACCUCUAUCACACACUCUCACCCCCCCCCCCCUCUCACCUGUUCCCCUAACCUGUACUCUUUCACCUCUAUCACACACACUCACCCCCCUCCCUCUCACCUGUUCCCCUAACCUGUACUCUUUCACCUCUAUCACACACUCUCACCCCCCCCCCUCUCACCUGUUCCCCUAACCUGUACUCUUUCACCUCUAUCACACACUCUCACCCCCCCCCUCUCACCUGUUCCCCUAACCUGCACUCUUUCACCUCUAUCACACACUCUCACCCCCC
Molecule: messenger RNA, 2860 nt
Organism: Salvelinus fontinalis (brook trout)
Lineage: Eukaryota; Metazoa; Chordata; Actinopteri; Salmoniformes; Salmonidae
Product: selenocysteine insertion sequence-binding protein 2-like
Exons: 14
Coding region: 82-2460 (792 amino acids)
Biological process (GO): selenocysteine incorporation
Cellular component (GO): ribonucleoprotein complex
Molecular function (GO): selenocysteine insertion sequence binding; ribonucleoprotein complex binding; mRNA 3'-UTR binding
Source: RefSeq, a predicted model, not a curated record